Fundulus heteroclitus (mummichog) is the source of this 5305-nucleotide messenger RNA. RefSeq names its product trafficking protein, kinesin binding 2 (gene trak2). Gene Ontology annotation, cellular component: dendrite. The transcript is spliced from 17 exons. Gene Ontology annotation, biological process: neurogenesis; anterograde axonal transport of mitochondrion. Bases 255 to 3305 code for a protein of 1016 amino acids. The record is from RefSeq and is a predicted model, not a curated record. Lineage: Eukaryota; Metazoa; Chordata; Actinopteri; Cyprinodontiformes; Fundulidae. Gene Ontology annotation, molecular function: GABA receptor binding.
GGCCAACUUCAGCGUGAUGCUUCUUCUUCUCCAUUGUUUGAGGCUUCGCUGAAGGGACUGGCACCCUCAGCGCGUGUACCGUUGGAAUUUCUCAUGCAGCUGAAGUACGCUGACACCGGGUAAAGGUGUGCAUGAGGUCACCGCCCCCCCGCAGCUGCAGGAUGUGAUGCCACGGCAGUAACCGCGUUCCUCUCUUGUCCGGCUUUGUGUCUUUUGGAGUGGGGAGCCCCUCCUUCCCACUCCGGGGACAGGACAUGUUUGAAGUGAAACCCCGGGCGGUGGAGAAGAAGGAGUCGAGCACAGAGACGGAUGAGGGCUUGGGCAGCAGCGGGAGGCAUUGCACCUCUGGCUCGCUGGGCUCCUGUUCGGCCGGCUCCGGCUCCCUGUACCUAUCGGACAGCCAGGACUGGGCGGUGUCCCCGAGCUGCUCUCCGGACGAAGGCCCCGCCGCGCAGAUGAACUCCAUCUCUCCCAUGCUGGCUGAAGAGACUCUCCGCUACAUGACUUAUCUUGCUUUGGAGCCCUCCUCCUACUCCCGCUCGGGCUCUCAGAGCCUCUCCAAAGUCCUCAGUGGCGAUCGGAUGGAGCAGAUGACCAAGACGUACAAUGACGUGGAAGUGGUCACACAUCUUUUGGCUGAGCGAGACCGAGAUCUGGAGCUGGCAGCUCGGAUCGGCCAGUCACUUCUGCAGAGAAACCACCUGCUGCAGGAGCGAAAUGACGCCUUGGAGGAGCAGCUUGCCCAAGCUGUGGACGAGGUUCACCAGCUACACCAUGAGCUGACGAAGAAGGACGAACUGCUCCGGAUAGUGGCCAGCGCCUCAGAGGAGGGGGAGCAGGACUCCAACGCGUCGACCCCCCAGCAGCAGCCCCCGCUGCUGGGGGGAGCUGCAGCCGCCGCCGCUGCACUCAGCCAGCUGGAGCAUCUGCAGAACAAGCUGCAGGAGCUGGAGGAGGAGAACCAGACGCUGAGGUCUGAGGCGUGUCAGCUGAAGAGAGACACCAUGACGUAUGAAGAGAAAGAGCAGCAGCUCGUCAGCGACUGUGUUAAAGAACUCCGCGAGUCCAACAGCCAGAUGGUGUCCCUGACAGAUGAAUUGUCUCAGAAGAACGAAGAGCUGCUCAGACACCAGGAGGAAAUCGCUCAGCUGCUCUCUCAGAUAGUAGAGCUGCAACACAGAGUGAAGGAGCUGGCUCUUGAAAAAGAAGAGUUAAGGAUCCACCUUCAGGCCUCCAAAGAUGCACAGAGACAGCUCACAGCAGAGCUCAACGAGUUGGCAGAAAGGAACGCAGAGUGCGUGGAAAUGCUCCACGAGUCGCAGGAAGAGAUCAAAGAGCUUCGCAGCAAAAACAGUCCCUCCUCUGGGAUGCGACGGCACCUUUCUUACGGUCUCUACCCCAUGGAAUCCUUGGCAGCAGAGAUCGAGGGCUCAAUGAGGAGAGAGCUGAGCAUCGAAGAGGAGACCGUCUUUCAAGACCAAAGAAUUUCCCAGAAGAGAGUCUUUCAAACGGUUCGCUCGGUCAACGCCUCGGCCGUUCGUGCCGCUUUGGCCACGCCGCCUAUCCCUGGCUCUGGACAGAGUUCUCUAGUGAUGACAGCCCAACCUUUCCAGUCUGCAGAAGGGGAGGAGUUACGAGUGGGCCAGCAAGGAUUACCAGGAGGAAACGACCUUACCAAAGCUCUCCAUCGUCUGUCUUUAAGGCGACAAAACUUCCUGUCCGAGCAUCAGUUCUUCCAGGCAGAGCGUGAGAAGAAGCUGCAGACCCCUUCAGGGGCAGAGGCAGAUGGAGAGGGCAGCGGCUGCAGCUCCCCAAUGGGCAGCGUGCUCUCCUCCUUCUCCAACCUGUCCGAUCUCACAGUCAGCUCCACUGUUUUCAAGACCUUCCUGCCUGAGAAGCUUCAGAUUGUGAAACCAAUGGAAGGUUCCCUGACGCUCCAUCACUGGCAGCAGCUUGCCAAACCUCACCUAGCCACCAUCUUAGACCCACACCCUGGGGUGGUGACUAAAGGUUUCCGGCCUCUGGCUCAGGACGCCGUGUUCCGGCUGUCAGACAUGGAGGAGGAUGAGGAGGGCGAAGAGCACAGAGGGACUGCCGUCCUUGAGAAAGGAACAGCCGAGAAGGGUAAGGAAGAGCUCGACGAGGAUGAGGAGGAAGGUGGGAUAACCUUCAACGUGCGCUGUUCGUCCACACCUGAGGACAGAAACCGUUCAGCCGCACCUCGCACCCACACGCCGCUCCCUCCAAUGCAGCCAGCAUCGCCUGCAGCCCCUUCCAGUUCCUCCUUCGCCCACUCGGACCUUGGUUUGACAGCCAAUCCGGUCACGGAGAGGUCCAACCAGUUCCCUCACCCCAUUCCAGGAGCUUCUGCAUCCGCUGUCCAAUCACAAAGCAGAACCUCCACCUCGACGUCAUCGUCUUGUGUCCAAAACCCAGGAAAGAGCGAGAGCUCCACUUUCUCUACCUACACCUUCACGACCUGUCGCAUUCUCCACCCUACUGACGUCACGCAGGUCACACCGAGUUCACAGUCGUCCCUUUCCGCCAACACGCCCAGCUCCAUGAGAACAGGCCCCAGCACCCCCGUGACUCCCUGCAGACUGAGUUUGGGCGACUCCUUCCCCCCGCGACGCCCCGCGGCGCUCCCCAGCGGUUUGGCCAAACUGGUUCUGGAGAGAGGCAUUUCUGCACAAGUCUCCAGUGACGCCCCCUCUUCGUCGCCCAGAGCUCGCCCGCGGCGGCCCUUGUUACAACUCGUGCCGGGCACGCCUCCCAACUCCCCCUCCCAGUCGCCCGCUCCGUCCCCGCUGCCCGCAGAGUCUCGCCAACACCCGUCUGACAACUUCCUGGCCUCGCGGCCCGCGGAGCUUUUUCUCCAAGACGUGUACGGGCUGAACCUGGGCCGGGCCCCACACCCUGACCUGCCGAGCCCGUCCCAGGAGAGCGCCGCCCUGUCCUCUUGCUCCAAGUCGGGCCGAGAGAAAGCCAACCCGGUCAGCGUCGGCCUUGUGGAAAGACUUCGACGUUUGGGCUUCACCAAGGUGCUGCACGGCGCGGAGUCCGACGCUCCGGGGUCCGCCACCUUCGUGUCGGCGGGCGGGGGAAGCUUGAUGGACGGCCUGAGGCGCAAUCAGAGUCUCCCGGCGAUGAUCGGCGCCAGAGUAGGCGGCAAGUCAGCCGCUCAUCCUGCCGCUCCGCCCCACCCAACCUCUCUGGCUAUCCCCCCGUCGCCUUGGGGAAACCUCAAAGAGCGGCGCCGGCAUCUCGCCUCCAUCUCCCACCCGCCGAGGAGUUCAAAACACUAAAAGGGAGGAGUGGUCCAGCAUCCAUACCUUAAUCCUCUUGGUUUAUGCCUCCACCCCAGCUCUUUCCUUUCUGCCUUUUUUGGAGAGAGGAUACGGGGGGUCAGUAGGAAGGACAGUCCCUCCUUUUUAAAUGACGUGGGUUAAAAGCACAAUUUAACUUAACAGUUUUUUAGCGAUGCGGAGUUUUUCCUCAAUGUACUCAUCCGCCGUUAAGUUUGGCCUUAGCUUGACCCUUGAGUUGGGUUUGCAUUUCAGUCGUUCUGCUGUGAGGCUCUGGAUGUCCAGUUGCAACUGGAAGCAGUCAGGAAAAAAAAAGUGUUGAAUUUGAUUCCAGUAUCCCGUCGUCUAAAAGUUCGUUCAUUUCAUUUCUUCCUCCCUCGUGUCCUUUUUGUUUUAUUUCCUUCUUCUUUUCCCUUCUUUCCCUCCUCGUGUCCGACCUCCAUGAUGUCCUUGGCCUCAAUUACUUAUCUCCUUGUGUCCUUCCUUGUGUCCUUCCUUCAGCGUGUCUGGCUUAAUUUCUUGCUUCCAUCAGUUUUUUUCCAACUUUUUAAAGUCUUCCCACUAGAAAUACCUUCGGUAAGUAUUUUUACAUUUUAAAAUUAACAGAAAGUUUGGAAAGUUGAGCCUGGAAAAGUAUGCCUUUUUUCCAAUGAAAAGGUUUUAGGAACCCUGCGGGGGGAGGAAAGUAAGGUAAUCAUGUAAGUGUCUUGAGGGUUUGUGGAAGUUGAUAAGAAGGGAAAGUUUUGUGAAGGUCAUUCUUGUUGGUUUAGAAAGUGGUGAAAGAGAGAGUGAAGAACUGAGCAUCCAGAGUCUCCCUCUUCCAAGGGCUUGUUCUGUAACCUGUAGAACAAUAUCAUCCAAGCCUAUAACCCUGUAAGCUGUAACUCUGUCUGCUUCUAGAAAUAUAAGCCUUUGAUGUCAGUGGAGGAGUGAUCCAACUUGCUUUUAUUACUUACACACUAGCUAGAAGACGCGAACCAUAACCCGAUACUGCCAGGCUCAUCUUGUAGUCCAGCCAUGCCUGUAAACAUGCCGCUGUUGGAUUUACGUUCACUGUUAAUAUAACUUACCUUUUCCGUCCACGUGUUAGCCCGUGGCAGCGGCUUCUGCAUGAAAAGCAGCAUCGCCUCCAUGUCCCAGCAUGCAUCUGUCCACAGGCAAGUGGGGCUAGGUUGAUGCAAGGCCAGAACCAAAAUGUUGAAAAAAAAAAAAAAGGGAGGGAGGAAGGGGGGUGUAUUUUUCUUCAGGUCUUUGUGUUUUGUGUGUCUUUAAGAAUACGAGGCCUUAAAUGGAGGCAAGCACUGUUUUCGUUAGUUUGUUGGUAUGUAUUAGUUGCUGAACUAAACUUAAAAUGUUUAAUCUUUUAACAAGACAGGUCAGCUUUGUCAUGUUUAGAAGUCUGCUUCACACUGCAAAAAAGGAGAAAAUAACCUGUUUGUAUCCCAUUCAGAUGCUUUUUCUCCUGGUUGAUACCAAAUGCAGUACAAACAUUGGCCAGCAGGUGGAAGCGUUUCACAUUUACAAAGUACUUGAAAUCAGCCAUGCUCCUGGCUUUGCAUCUGCUCCUCUGUUUUACGGCUGACCUCAAAUAUUAAAAUCCUGACAUUGACGAAAAUAUUUGGUGUGUCUGAUAACAAUAUAAGCUAACGAUUUAAUUUAUGUUAUUUUUUUGCCACUUAAGGGAAUCCAUGUUAACUUGAAAAACUUUAUUUUUGUUAAAAAAUAAAUAUUCUGGCUUGCACAAGUUUAAAUAAGCAUUGUGGAAAAAGGAAAAACGGACCUUCAGUUAAUGUACAAAACAGAAUGACGGCACGUUGAGUGAUUUGCAUCUUUUAGAUUUGUUGUUGUUGCCAUAUCCUGUUUUCCUUGUAAAACUGAAAGUUCAGCUUUGUGGUUUUUUUGGUGGACAAAAAUAAUGCAGCACUUCCUUGUGUUUUCCAGCUGUAAUCAGGAUCCCAUGAUAUUUCCUCUUUUUGUAAAAUAAAGCUACUGAAAUGAAA